UCUCACUGUUCGCCAACUAGGUUAUCGUGGAAGAUUGUGGAAAGCAGAGAGAGAGAGAGAGAGAGAGAGAGAGAGAGAGAGAGAGAGAGUCAAUUCAGAGAGAGAGAGAAAGAGAGAGAAAGAGAGAGAAUGGUGGGUUAUCAAUAUUUGUAUGUCUUGAUUUUGGAUUUAGCAGUCGCAGUAAAUGAGCAUUUAAUGGGGAGAGGGGUUUUGGUUUGCCUGCUUUUAUUUGUGUUGCUGUAAAGAGAGAGAAGCUCAUUAAAGAGAGGUUCUGUUUGAGCUCUCUCAGCUGUGUUAAUGGAGUCUUGGCAUCUCUUUACCCACAGAUUUUAAGGGUUAAGUGCUUCUUUAUGUGAAACCCGUAUUUCUCUCUUUCUUUCUUUCUGAUUUUCUUGUUGGAUUCAAUUUCCUUUGCGAAAUAUGGGGAUCUGGUUUUGGGUUCCAGGGUUUGACUCUCUCUCUUUAUUGGGUUUCUUCCAAAUUUGUUUUCCUUGUUUAACUUUUCACUGUAAUGGAGCUUUGACUUGAUUGAAUUGGGUCAUUUCAAUUUUGGGAUUUAUUUUUCUGUGGGUUUUCACCUGAUUUUUUUUUUUUUUUUGGAGCUGAGCUGACAUCUUUGUUAGUUUCUGUUAAGUUCUCUUCUCAUUUUUAGGUUCUUCAUUUAUAGUUACUCUUGGAAGAAAUCUAAAUUCACAGCUUCUUUGAUCUAGUUCUAUAUUAGAAACCUUUUCUUUCUCGUUGCAGCACCUGGGGUUUGAAACUGGCCCUCCUUUGUUUAUCGUACAUGGGCUAAACUGAACAGAACCCAACUGUUUCCUUGAGUCUUGAGCUAGGUUUGCUUUCUUCGUUCCGUCUCAGACUGGUUGUAAAGUCAAAAGCUUUGAUGCAUCUUUCACUGUGGAAGCCCAUAUCUCAUUGUGCUGCUCUAAUCUUGGACAAGAAGAGCAGGAAAAAGGAUGGGUCUGAAUCCAAUUUUGAACUCAAGAAAAACUCAUCAGUUCUUCGGAAACUGCAAGAACAUAAGCUGAGGGAGGCUCUUGAAGAAGCAUCUGAAGAUGGUUCUCUCUUCAAAUCCCAAGGCAUGGAGUCUGAGUCACUUGAAAACCAGGACGAGAGCCUUGGGCGAUCAAGAUCCUUAGCAAGACUCCAUGCCCAGCGUGAAUUCUUGCGAGCCACUGCCCUGGCUGCAGAACGCAUAUUUGAGUCUGAAGAUUCCAUUCCUGACCUCCAUCAGGCUUUCUCCAAGUUCCUUACAAUGUACCCAAAGUACCAGUCUUCAGAGAGGAUUGAUCAGCUAAGAUCAGAUGAGUAUGCACAUUUGACUCCAAAGGUAUGUCUUGAUUACUGUGGAUUUGGGCUUUUUUCAUAUCUUCAGACUUUGCAUUAUUGGGAGUCUUCUACAUUUAGCUUAUCCGAGAUAACUGCAAAUUUAAGUAAUCAUGCUCUUUAUGGUGGUGCUGAGAAAGGCACUGUGGAACAUGAUAUAAAGGCCAGAAUUAUGGAUCAUCUGAACAUCCCUGAGGAUGAAUAUGGCCUUGUUUUUACUGUGAGUAGAGGGUCUGCAUUUAAAUUGCUUGCAGAAUCGUACCCCUUUCAUACCAACAAGAAGUUGUUGACCAUGUUUGAUUAUGAGAGCCAGUCUGUGAGUUGGAUGGCUCAAAGUGCCAAAGAAAAAGGUGCAAAAGUUAAUAGCGCAUGGUUCAAAUGGCCAACUCUUAAACUCUGUUCCACUGAUUUGAGAAAACAGAUUUCAAGUAAGAAGAGGAGGAAGAAGGACUCUGCAGUUGGUUUAUUUGUGUUCCCAGUGCAGUCAAGAGUUACUGGGGCCAAAUAUUCGUACCAAUGGAUGGCGCUGGCCCAGCAGAACAAUUGGCAUGUCUUGCUUGAUGCUGGUUCUUUGGGUCCCAAAGAUAUGGAUUCUCUUGGGUUGUCCUUGUUUCGGCCUGAUUUCAUCAUUACUUCAUUUUACAGAGUAUUUGGGCAUGAUCCAACUGGCUUUGGAUGUCUUCUUAUCAAGAAAUCUGUGAUGGGAAGCCUUCAGAAUCAGUGUGGAAGUACAGGGUCUGGAAUGGUAAAAAUCACACCUGAAUAUCCUGUGUAUUUGAGUGAUUCUGUUGAUGGUCUGGACAGAUUGGUGGGCAUUGAAGAUGAUGAAGUUGCUGGGAAUGCUGAAACUACCACAGAAGCUCGUCCAGGCUCACAGUUGCCUGCUUUUUCUGGUGCAUUUACAUCUGCACAGGUGAGGGAUGUAUUUGAGGCAGAGAUGGAACAGGAUAACAGUUCUGAUAGAGAUGGCACAAGCACCAUAUUUGAAGAAACUGAAAGUGUUUCAGUUGGUGAAGUAAUGAAAAGCCCAAUCUUUAGUGAAGAUGAAUCAUCAGAUAACUCAUUCUGGAUUGAUUUGGGUCAGAGUCCGUUGGGAUCAGACGCAGCAGUUCAGUUGAACAAACAGAAAGUGUCCUCUCCCCUACCACCUUUCUGGUUUUCUGGCAAGAAUAGCAACAAGCGGCCCUCUCCAAAACGAACAUCAAAGAUAUAUGGCAGCCCCUUAUAUGAUGACAAGGGGGUAAACAUGGGGCCACAUGAUGACCAUCAUAUGCUGUCAUUUGAUGCUGCGGUGAUGUGUGUUUCACAAGAAUUGGACCGAGUUAAGGAGGUUCCUGAAGAAGAACAGUUUGCAGAAACAAACUGCACUCUGCAAAAUGGUAAAAAGGGUUCUGAUCAUCCACAUGUUCAUGAGAUUGAAGAAGAACCUGCAAACAACAACCUACAUUCAGAUGGUUCUUUGUUAAGUACCGCUAUAAAUAGAUCUCAACUUAAUAGUUCAACGUCUGCUGCUAUGAAUCAUAGCCUAGCAAAUGGCUCAACCUCAGCUAUUUGUUCAGAGAUGAAAGAGAGUGCUAUAAGAAGAGAAACGGAAGGUGAAUUCAGGUUGUUAGGAAGAAGGGAAGGGAACAGAUAUGCUGGUGGUAGAUUUUUUGGGUUGGAAGAGAAGGAACAUCCAAGCAGGGGAAGAAGGGUGUCAUUUAGCAUGGAGGACAGCAAUAGAGAGUGUCUAAGCCGAACUCUAGAGCCAGGAGAAGUAUCUGUUACUAGCCUGGAUGAUGAAGAGUACACCAGCGAUGGGGAAUAUGGGGAUGGCCAAGAGUGGGAUAGGAGGGAACCUGAGGUUAUUUGUCGACAUUUAGAUCAUGUGAAUAUGCUGGGUCUCAAUAAAACCACACUUAGGCUGAGAUUUUUGGUCAAUUGGCUUGUGACCUCAUUGCUUCAACUGAGGUUUCCCUGUCCAGAUGGGGAAGGAAGAGUGCAUCUUGUUCACAUCUAUGGCCCAAAAAUAAAAUAUGAAAGGGGUGCAGCUGUUGCUUUCAACAUAAGAGAUAGAAACCGGGGUCUGCUAAAUCCCGAAGUUGUUCAAAAGCUUGCUGAAAGAGAAGGUAUCUCUCUUGGCAUUGGUUUUCUUAGUCACAUACGGAUAUUAGAGAGCCCAAAACAGCAGCGUGGUAAUUUGAAGCUUGAAGAUACCACUCUAUGUAGGCCAAUGGAAAAUGAGCAACAUAAUGGAAAAAGUGGGUUCAUAAGGAUUGAGGUGGUCACUGCAUCCCUAGGAUUUCUUUCAAACUUUGAAGACGUUUACAAAUUAUGGGGUUUUGUUUCCAAGUUUCUUAAUCCAGCCUUUAUCAAAGAGGGUGGUAAUCUUCCAAGAGUCGAAGAGAGAACAGAGACGUGACUGUUGUAAACUUGCAGGACGAAGCAAAUGGAUGCUUUUGAGCAUGGAAAAUCAAUUGGGGCGUAAAUUUAAGAGUCAGAGCUGAAGAUGAAAAGCUAUAGAGAAGCUGGGGAAGUGUUUGUCGCCAUGUUCAUUUGCUCUUCCUCUGGGCUCUUGGAUUCAACGGGUGAAACUUAUUAGUUCUUGUUUGUUUGAUCUCCCCCAACAACAAACCCUUCGUUUUGGAUUUCUUGUGGAGGGUGGCAUUACAAUUUGUAUCAAACUUGGGAAGUUAUGUUGAUCUCGAAGCAGAUUUAUACGAGUGGUAAUUUCUCCACUCAACAUUCUGCUUUUGGCCUAUACAAAAAUCAAAAUUUCUUUCUUCUGUAAAGAGCUUGGACCUUAUUUUGCCUGUUGUAGUUUAUCAUACGAUUCAGAGGCAGGAAAUCAAUGUUUUGCUUUUCUGA
Messenger RNA from Manihot esculenta (cassava), 4173 nucleotides. RefSeq lists its product as uncharacterized. NCBI's taxonomy places the organism in Eukaryota, Viridiplantae, Streptophyta, Magnoliopsida, Malpighiales, Euphorbiaceae. The coding region runs from base 884 to 3727 and encodes 947 amino acids. The record is from RefSeq and is a predicted model, not a curated record. The transcript has a single exon.